UCUCAACCUUGGCGCGCUCCUUGAAUAGUGACUUGUUUUAGCUCGUCCCCAUCCAUCUCGACAAAAUCCACAUUCACAACUAUCCACUAGGAGCUUUCAACUCCUCAUUCAACGUUUCUGCAACAAUUUUGCUGCAGAAAAUAUCACUGCUUACUUCAUCACCACUAUUACGCUCCAAACGGACAACUGUGUGCUCAGAUUGCUGUAUCUGCAGCAAAAUAUAUCUCACCAACAUCUACGUCCAGGACUUGGUAGUUGUUGAACUUCGACAGAGUCGCAGGAACAGACAAUUGAAGAUGUCAAACGUGAUACGAUAUGAAAUGUCUCUAAUUAUUAAGGCUCUUGGUACCCCUGGUAUAAAAGUAGCUCUGAAAAGACAUCUGAAAGGUAUGCUUGAAAAUGGUGCUCACUUAUUCCACGUUGAAAAUCUCGGUCUGCGACGACUACCAAAUGUUUUCCAUGUUCAAGGCGAAAGGCAAUAUGAAGGCCACUAUUUCCUCAUUAAUUUCAAUGCACCAUAUGAUUCCAUCACGCAGAUGAAGAAAAUAGCAAACAAAGACUCCGAUAUCAUAAAAUGUUUUGCCAGCCUUAAAGAGGAUGGUUGGGUCCCACCGUGUUCACUACCUGAUGCCGUUCAGUGUGAGUUCGGUGAAAUCCGGAAUCCGAAUUACGAGAAAACCGCCAGAAGACGACAUGGUUAUCGAACGUACUGAACAAUAUAAAAAUGAUUUGUAAAUAAUAAACUGAAUUUAGUUAAUAUAUAGUUGGAUGCUCUUG
Molecule: messenger RNA, 777 nt
Organism: Heterobilharzia americana
Lineage: Eukaryota; Metazoa; Platyhelminthes; Trematoda; Strigeidida; Schistosomatidae
Source: the annotation of a GenBank genome assembly